Messenger RNA from Juglans regia (Persian walnut), 1475 nucleotides. RefSeq names its product cysteine synthase-like. The transcript has 11 exons. The coding region runs from base 269 to 1240 and encodes 323 amino acids. The record is from RefSeq and is a predicted model, not a curated record. Gene Ontology annotation, cellular component: cytoplasm. Gene Ontology annotation, molecular function: cysteine synthase activity. NCBI's taxonomy places the organism in Eukaryota, Viridiplantae, Streptophyta, Magnoliopsida, Fagales, Juglandaceae.
AAGGCAACCUGGACGUCACGUCAAAUGGGAAGAGAGAACGGGAUCCCACAGCGGGAUCCCUAGCAUUUUCCAUUUGAAAAACUCUCGGUUCGAUCUGUGGGAAGUUCGAGGAGGCAAAAUGAACAAGUCAGAGUCAAAUGCUGAGCAGCGUGAGCUGAAAACAAAAUUGAAGGGUUGAAUUGUUCACUCGAAGUCGCAUUUCACUUUCUCAAUCACAUUAAGCAUUGUAGGAGAACAAGCUCACCCAAAGUUUCGUUCAAAAGGCAACAUGGAGGACAAGUGUGUAAUAAAAAAGGAUGUUACUGAAUUGAUUGGAAAUACCCCAAUGGUAUAUCUCAACCAUAUUGUAGAUGGCUGUGUAGCUCGUAUCGCCGCCAAACUUGAGUUGAUGGAACCCUGUUCUAGUGUUAAAGAUAGGAUUGCUUAUAGCAUGAUUAAAGAUGCAGAGGAUAAGGGUCUGAUUACUCCGGGAAAGACUGUCCUCAUUGAGGCUACUAGUGGUAACACUGGCAUUGCGUUGGCAUUCAUCGCCGCAGUCAGGGGUUACAAACUUAUACUAGCCAUGCCGGCUUCAAUGAGUCUUGAGAGAAGAAUUGUGCCCCUAGCUUUUGGGGCAGAGUUGUACCUUACAGAUCCUGCCAAGGGUGUUUAUGGGAUUUUUGAGAAGGCCAAUGAGCUGCUCAAUAAAAUACCCAAUAGUUAUCUGCUUCAUCAAUUUGAAAAUCCUGCUAACCCAAAGAUCCAUUAUGAAACCACUGGCCCGGAGAUAUGGAGGGAUUCGGGAGGGACAGUUGAUGCCCUGGUUGCAGGGAUAGGGACUGGGGGUACGGUAGCGGGUGCAGGGAGUUUCCUCAAGGAGAAAAACACCGAGAUCAAGGUUUAUGGGGUAGAACCAGUUGAAAGCGCAGUCUUGAAUGGAGGAAAGCCUGGCAAGCAUCUGAUCCAAGGAAUUGGUGCUGGUAUUAUGCCUAUUGUUCUGGACGUCAACCUGCUUGAUGAAGUUAUUCAAGUAUCAAGUGAGGAAGCGAUCGAAACUGCCAAGUUACUUGCCUUGAAAGAAGGUUUGCUGGUGGGGAUUUCAUCUGGUGCUGCUGCGGCUGCUGCAAUAAAGUUGGCAAGGAGGCCAGAAAAUGCAGGAAAACUCUUUGUCGUGGUUUUUCCCAGCUGUGGAGAGCGUUAUCUGUCUUCUGUGCUCUUUGAUUCCAUUAGGCAGAAGGCAGAAAAUAUGACUUUUGACUGAGGUGUUCAUGAAUAUCACAAACUGCCCAUGUCCUUUGUGCAUCUUCUAGACGACAUAAAUAAUGAGAGAUGUAGAUUGUUUGCAGUAUUUGCAGAACCUUUUAACUAUAACUAUUAAAGAGAGAGUUUGUGGUUGUUUGAUACUCAUCCUUUAACUAAUUUCGUUUGUAUGUUAUUUUUGUAUAGUUACUAAAAAAAAAAAAUUUAUGUUAGAUUUCUUAAAGAGUUUUUUUUUA